This is a messenger RNA of Diorhabda carinulata, 1376 nucleotides long. It is a transcript of the gene Cox10, whose product is annotated as protoheme IX farnesyltransferase, mitochondrial. Gene Ontology annotation, cellular component: membrane; mitochondrion. Lineage: Eukaryota; Metazoa; Arthropoda; Insecta; Coleoptera; Chrysomelidae. The record is from RefSeq and is a predicted model, not a curated record. The transcript has 6 exons. Gene Ontology annotation, biological process: heme biosynthetic process. Gene Ontology annotation, molecular function: protoheme IX farnesyltransferase activity. Bases 174 to 1334 code for a protein of 386 amino acids.
UUGACAUUUGUACUGCCAAUUACGACAGAUGACGUAACCUUAUUCUUUCCCUUCAAAAAGUUCAAAAUGUUAAAGACCAAAUACUUCGAAAAAACUUGAUAGAAUAGAAAAUAAAUAAAAAUUAUAUAACCAACGAUCAUUUUGUUAUGUAUACUAAUUAAAUAAACUAUAAUAUGUACCAAGGCGUAGUAUUUAAUUUAGGAUUACAUAAAUGUUUGAGCACAUCGUCUGUACACUUAUUUAAGCAAUACAAGUUUGGAGUCAACUUUAUUGUUCCCAGCACUAAUUACGUUAACAAAACGAAUACGAAAUCCUCACCACCUGUACUAGUAGAUAUAUCACAAAAUGAGGCAUUACCUCUACCGGACUUUUUACCCCACAAACCAAAAAUCGAACCGUCAUGGCAAAUAACCCCGUGUACUAAUAAAUCAAACGUCGUUAGCCAGUACCUGAAAUUAUCUAAAAUACGACUAACUUCACUUGUUGUUAUCACGUCUAUGGCGGGAUAUGCAGUGGCACCCGCCCCUUUCGAAGUCAUGCCAUUUUUAAUGUGUGCCACAGGUACAGCUCUACUUUCUGCAGCUGCAAACGCUACAAAUCAAUUCCACGAGGUACCGUUCGACGCGCAGAUGUCAAGAACGAAAAACAGAGUGAUAGUUUGUGGUAAAUUAACACCUUUACACGCUAUGGUAUUUGCCGCCACGACCAGUAUUACAGGCUUAGGGAUAUUAUAUUACGGAGUUAACGGACUAACAGCGAGUUUAGGACUGACAAAUCUACUUUUGUAUACCUCAGUAUACACCCCUCUGAAGAGAAUUAGCAUUUUGAACACUUGGGUUGGGUCAGUAGUUGGUGCUAUACCUCCUUUAAUGGGAUGGGCAGCUUGUGCAAACUCUCUAGGUCCAGGGGCUUGGUUAAUGGCUGCUCUACUAUACAGUUGGCAAUUUCCACACUUUAACGCCUUAUCUUGGAACUUGAGACCCGAUUAUUCGAGGGCUGGUUAUAGGAUGAUGGCUGUAACCGAACCAGGACUUUGUAGACGGGUGGCUCUAAGACAUACAAUCGCUAUACAAGCGAUGUCAGUUGCCGCUCCGUUAUUGGACACAACAAAUUGGUGGUUUUUGUUGGAAAGCACCCCGUUGAAUUUGUAUUUCAUAUAUUUAGCUUACAAGUUCUACAAAGAAUCAUCUAGUGCUACAUCAAGGAAAUUGUUUCGUUUUUCUUUAAUUCACCUUCCGUUGAUAAUGAUCCUGUUUUUGGUGAAUAAAAAGAAGUGGUUUCUUUUCGAAGGUGAGGAAAAUGAUAUAAGCAGGACAGAAGUAGUGGAAGUGUAGUGAAAGUGAUAUUUUCCUUUGAAUAAAGUAUUGUCGUUUGUU